AUGAGCGGAGCCAAAGCCCGCAGCGACGCGCCUGUUGCUGAGGACGUCUCCGGCGGCAGCGGGCACGGCACUGCGGCUCCACCGCGGGACCGCAAGCCCGGCGGAGGGGUCCUGAAGAGGCUGAAGUCCCGGAGGAGCCAGGUGGACAGCAGGCCCGUCACGGAGGAGGACCUACGGGCGCAGAGCGGACACAUCUCGCCGGAGGACGUGCUGGGACUGCGGGGGGCGACGCGAGGGUACCUGUGUAAACCUGAGGAAAAUAUUUACAACAUAGACUUUGUGCGCUUUAAGAUCAGAGACCUGGAGACGGGCACAGUCCUCUUUGAGAUUGCCAAACCACCAAAUACAGAGGAUGAUGAGGAGAACAGAGAGGCAGAUGCCAGUGCAGGCCGAUUUGUGCGCUACCAGUUCACCCCGGCCUUCCUGCGCCUGAGGACCGUGGGAGCGACGGUGGAAUUCACAGUUGGAAACAGGCCGCUCAACAAUUUCCGCAUGGUUGAAAGACACUAUUUCCGCGAUCACCUGCUGAAGAGCUUUGACUUUGACUUUGGCUUCUGUAUCCCAAACAGCCGUAACACCUGUGAGCACAUCUAUGAGUUCCCUCAGCUGUCUGACAGCCUAGUCCGUCAGAUGGUGGAGCGUCCGUACGAGACUCGCUCAGACAGCUUCUACUUCGUCGAGAACAGACUGGUCAUGCACAACAAGGCAGACUAUGCUUAUAAUGGAGGACAGUGAUAUCUGCCUACCAGCAUGCAAACACACACGCCCCAAACAAGUGCAUGCACACACACAUGUGCACGCACAUUUAUAGAUAUAUAUAUACAAACAGACAUGCAUGCACAUGGCUGAACAUAAAUACAGUUCAUUCCCUCAUACGUGCACCAGCAGCUACAGACACGGCUGAGUUACAUUAUGUCUGUAAAGAGGAAUUGCCAAUCAUCGAAGCUGGCAUUUCGGGGGAUGUAUUGGAUAUUGCAUGAGGUCAAUAUCAAUCUGACGCACAAACAGGAUGCUUCUGUUAAAAAGAAGUAGAAAAUGGGCCAAUUUAUCUACUUUUAAAUUCUGCACCGAAGACUUUUAAAUCAGUAGCUGUGGGUAAUUUGUCCAAAACAGACCAAACGGUUAAUAAAUAGAUGGUUAGUGUCCUCUUAGCAAAUUUAAAAGUGUCCUACCACCCACCCACUCAAACAGACACACACACACAUGCACACACUCAAUCCCCAAUUGACACACAUAAUGUUUACACAGUGUUUGUCAGAAGCAGCUGUUCUCAGAGCUACCGCCUCCACAAUCCACUCCAGACAAUAUCUGGGGAGAAAGAGAGAAGCCAUCCACAAAAGCAUUCCUGUCAAACACACAUGGUCACUCCUGUAAUCCUCUGUCCAACCCCUCAUCCAACCCCCCCCCCCCCCCUGUCCCCCCUUUCACUUUCAUGAAUAUAUCAAUAUAGUACUGUACAAGACUCUGAUAAAAAGGUCUCUGAGGUAUCUCUCUCUAUUUUAGUUUUUCAGCCUUCUCUGUUUGAUAGUAACAAACAUGGAAACAAAUCAGGGAACAGUUAACUACAAUGUAAUUCUAACAUUUGACUGUGACCAAAUAAACCUUGAAGAUUGGACAAUGGUGAAUAGAGGAAGGCAGAUCUGAUUUUAUAUCUUGAUGAUGCAUGUGAUCAUGUAAAAAAAGGGAAUUUUUAAUAACUUAUUUGGUUUUCAGUGUGGAAAAAAUAAAAAAGGACGAUUGGUGGAGUUCCUUGUGUGAAAGUCACAUCAAUUAUUCUCCAUCUUAGUUUAAUCAUCUGUAUUUUUAAAUCAUUUGUUCUAUCGUGCACAUCUUUAAAGAUCAACAUCAAGUUAGAACUAUGUAGAUAGCAUACCUCGACUUUGUACUUUGUAAACUUCGGUGUUCAGGGUUAAAAGUUGUGUUUGUAAGAAAAUAAAUUAACUAUACAUAUAUAUAUAUAUUUAUAUAUAUAUAUAUAUAUCUUGUGAAA
Pleuronectes platessa (European plaice) is the source of this 1990-nucleotide messenger RNA. RefSeq names its product protein unc-119 homolog B. The transcript has 5 exons. Gene Ontology annotation, cellular component: cilium. The record is from RefSeq and is a predicted model, not a curated record. The coding region runs from base 1 to 735 and encodes 244 amino acids. NCBI's taxonomy places the organism in Eukaryota, Metazoa, Chordata, Actinopteri, Pleuronectiformes, Pleuronectidae. Gene Ontology annotation, biological process: nervous system development; lipoprotein transport; cilium assembly. Gene Ontology annotation, molecular function: lipid binding.